ACCCGACCCAUGGCUGCCCGCAGGAUCCCGGCCCCGGCCCCGGCCCCGGCCCCGGCUCGGCCGCGGAGAGCCCGGCGGAGCUGAGCCCCCCCGGCCUCGAAGGGGAGCCCCACCACGGCGCGUACACCACCUUCAUGAAGUCCCAUCGCUGCUACGAUCUGAUCCCCACCAGCUCCAAACUGGUCGUUUUCGACACCUCCCUGCAGGUGAAGAAGGCUUUCUUCGCGCUGGUCACCAACGGCGUGCGGGCCGCCCCGCUGUGGGACAGCAAGAAGCAAAGUUUUGUGGGUGAGCGAGCGGGACAGGGGGGUCCCGGAGGGGGGGGGGGGGUCCCAGGGGGGGCCGGUGGGACCCCACUCACCCAGACCACCCCCCCAGGCAUGCUGACCAUCACCGACUUCAUCAACAUCCUGCACCGCUACUACAAAUCGCCCAUGGUGCAGAUUUACGAGCUGGAGGAGCACAAAAUAGAGACGUGGAGAGAGGUUUACCUCCAAGACUCCUUCAAGCCGCUGGUCUGCAUCUCCCCCAACGCCAGCCUCUUCGACGCCGUUUCCUCCCUGAUCCGGAACAAGAUCCACCGUUUACCCGUCAUUGACCCCGACUCGGGGAACACCCUCUACAUCCUCACCCACAAACGCAUCCUCAAAUUCCUCAAACUCUUUAUAGCAGAGGUCCCAAAACCCGAGUUCAUGGCCAAGACGCUGGAGGAGCUCCGCAUCGGCACCUACAGCAACAUCGCCGUGGUGCGGACCAGCACCCCCAUCUAUGUGGCGCUGGGCAUCUUCGUGCAGCACCGCGUGUCCGCGCUGCCGGUUGUCGAUGAUUCGGGGCGGGUGGUGGACAUCUACUCUAAAUUCGAUGUUAUUAACCUGGCGGCUGAGAAAACCUACAACAACCUGGACGUGACGGUGACGCGGGCGCUGCAGCACCGCUCCCACUACUUCGAGGGCGUCCUCAAGUGUUACAAGCACGAGACGCUGGAAACCAUCAUCAACCGCCUGGUCGAGGCCGAGGUUCACCGGCUGGUGGUGGUGGACGAGAGCGACGUGGUCAAGGGCAUCGUCUCUCUCUCGGACAUCCUGCAAGCCCUGGUCCUCCCGCAGGGCCCCUGAGGGGGUGGUGAGGGAGGGGGGGGGGGGUUCAGCCCCUCCUGGCACCACCACUCCCCCCCCACCCUCGUCUUCCUCUCCUGCCACGCUGUGCCCCGCCCCUACCCAGGGCUGGCGGGGACAGCCAGAGCGGGACCCCCACUCACCAGCAGCAUCCAGCAAUAACCUCCAGCUGUGGGGCAGCCCCACACUGCCCUUUCCUGGGGUGGGGAGAGCCCAGGGCUCCCCCCACACUGUACCCUGCGCCCCGAGGCUGAGGUGGCCGGGCUGGUGGGGGGCAGCUCCCAUGCACCCCCCCCCCCACCCUGGGGUGCAGGGCCAGGUUCAGCCACCCCCGGGCCAGGGCUGUUCCCUGUGCGGACCCUCAUCCCACCCUUCAACGUGGGAUUUCACUGAGUUUGGUUUUAAUCGCCCUCACUCAGCUCUAUCCGGCCCUUGGGCCCCCCGCCCCGGGCCCCCCCACCCCACCGUGCCCCCCGCCAGGCCCCGUCUGCACCUGCCACUGCUUCGUGUGUGGAGAGAAACCGCGAAUAAACACAGACCUGGCACAAA
Molecule: messenger RNA, 1664 nt
Organism: Tyto alba (common barn owl)
Lineage: Eukaryota; Metazoa; Chordata; Aves; Strigiformes; Tytonidae
Gene: PRKAG1
Product: protein kinase AMP-activated non-catalytic subunit gamma 1
Exons: 10
Coding region: 135-1115 (326 amino acids)
Source: RefSeq, a predicted model, not a curated record